GAAAGUUUAUUUUGGCAACUAAGCCGCAGAUAAGAGUUUCGAGGCUUACGUUAUGAUGCGGAUUUUUGUGUUGUUAGCAUCUGUCAGUAAGGCUAGCCUCUUUCUCCACAGACGCUAAAAGACUUUAACUUUGAAUAGGAGGCCCGACAUUUUUAUGUUGUUUUAACUUCCUCUGUUAUAUUGGAUGUGGUGUUCUGAUUUUUUUUUUCAAAGCUCACCCCAAUAAUUGCUGUUACCAGCCAACAACUUAUCGUCCAAGAGGAGGUUGUAUCUCGACGUAUCGAUUUAAUUAGCCCUCAAACCUUAAUAAGGGAUCACAUCGAUGCCUUCAGCAACAGCUGGCAACAGUGCUGUCCAGUCUGCCAUUCCAGACCUGGGAAAUGGAAGUCAUUCUGAGGCCAUGAAGCAGAUUAUUGGUGUGAUUGACAAGAAGGUCCGCAAUAUGGAAAAGAAAAAGUCCAAACUGGAUGACUACCAGGCAAGGAAGAAUAAGGGCGAGAGACUAAAUCAGGAUCAGCUGGAGGCCUUGGCGAAGUAUCAAGAGAUCAACAACAACUUAGAGUUUGCUCGAGAAUUGCAAAAGAGCUUUCUCGCAUUGGGUCAGGAGAUUCAAAAGGCAGUCAAGAAAUCUGCAAGACGGGAACAGCUGCAGCGAGAAGAGACUGAACAAAGACGAUUGAAGAGUGUUUUGGAGCUUCAGUAUUUACUCGACCAGCUGGGAGAAGACGGUGUCAGGCAGGACCUUAAACACCCCGAUGCCUCUGGUGCGCCUUUGCUCACUGAUGCUGAACUCUCAUCCCUCGAUGAGUUUUACAAAUUGGUAGGACCUGAGAGGAACUACGAUGUAAGGUUGACUCGCCAAUAUGAAGAAGCAUCACUACACCUGUGGGAACUGCUUGAGGGUCGAGACAAGGCUGUAGCAGGGACCACGUACAAGUCACUGAAGGAAACCCUGGACAAAGUGCUGCAGAGUGGUUACUUUGACAGAGCGCAAACUCAUCAAAAUGGGACAUGCGAGGAGGAAGAAGAGCAAGAGGAACAGACCGUGGUGGCUGAGUCUAAAGCUGUGGAGCAGCCAUCGGAACCUGGAUUCGCUAGUGAAAAAAAUACAGAGCCCGUUAAAGUGGAAACUAUAGAGUUUGUAAACAGACAGUUCAUUCCAGAAACUACAUACAGCAGUACAGACAAAGACCAAGUCGAGGAGUGGAGUGUGGAGGCCCAGAUGGUGAAUUCACUCCAGCAUCAGCCCCCUGUUCAGCUGGCUCCAGAACAAACCAUUACUGUGAACCAAGUUUCUCCCACUCCUGAUACUGAUCCUGUGGUUAGAAAGCAGGCAGUGCAAGACCUCAUGGCCCAGAUGCAAGGGACAUACAACUUCAUGCAGGACUCCAUGUUGGAGUUUGAUGGCCAGGCGCUGGAUCCAGCCAUUGUGUCUGCGCAGCCAAUGAAGCCUGUGCAAGCUGUUGACCUGCAACAGAUGGGCGGUGCUCUACUCCACUCAGAGUCCAGACUUCCUCAGACAGCUGCAGUGUCUGGACCACAGGAAUCCUCACAAGCCUCAAUGUCUCUGUCAUCUGCACCGUCUCCUGCCCCAUGUUCUCUGUCCUCUGCCUUCCCUCCUGUCUCCAAACCCACCCUCACUGGAGGCAUCAAUGUCAACGCAGCACCUUUCCAGUCAGUGCAAGCGGUAUUUAACAUGAAUGCACCUGUACCUCCAACUACCGAUGGCCAAGCAGACCCCUUGAAGCAGCCUAGCCAGUUCCCUGGUGGCUAUGGACAGGGCUUUAGCAGCCAGCCAGAAAAUGUGGUCGACCAGCCUGACAUCCCACAAGAAAGAUUACAGACAGUUGUUAAUGCAUUCCAGCCCCAGGACCAGAUUAUGUCCUCAACGCCAGGACAUGAAGAUCCCUCUGUAGGUGCAGGGUUUGGGCAGUCUGGUCAGUCCUUCUACAGCAGCAGAGCUGUGCCAAGAGGUGGACCCAGGAACGCUCGUGGCGUUAUGAAUGGAUAUCGGGGCUCCUCGAAUGGAUUUAGAGGUGGAUAUGAAGGCUACCGUCCACCGUUCUCAAACGCUCCCAGCAGUGGAUACGGUCAAACUCCGUUCAACACAUCUCGGGACUAUUCCAGCAAUACCUAUCAGCGGGAGGGAUAUCAGCAAGGCUACAAACGUGGAGCAGCCCAAGGACCUCGUGGUUUGUCCCGAGGUAAUGUGCAGGCAAUGCGAUCCUAAAGGAUCCCGGGGACCGUCGAAUUACGCCACGUUGAACAUUCAGGAUUUUUUGAAUGUGUUUGCCCCAGCUCACUUUUAUAACAAUGUUUUGUUUCUCAUCGGUAAUCUUAUUUUUUUAACUCCUGGCCUACUUAUCAGUCAGCCUGCUUCGGUCUGUCUAGAUCUUUUUGAUGUUUUGUCACAAAAAUGCUGAAAUUAACUACAUGUAGGAUUAUCAGCAAGUACGUGUGAUGGAAAAACAACAAAAAGAUAUUCCUGUAAACUUGAAAGAUUUCAUUAAUUUAUUUUUUGUACAAAAUAAAUGCAAAAAAUACCCCGUCACUGUCUAUUUGAUUCCAUGAGUGCUGUAAGCCACUUGUUACUCCCUUUAUAAUUUUCAUCAAAACGUUUAAUUUUCUUGUUUGUUUGUUUUUUUUUUAACUCCUGUGUCCCUGCCUGCACCUCUUUGUACACUGUUAUUGAUUGAGACUGUUUCAAUAAAGUUGUGCCCUAUUA
Maylandia zebra (zebra mbuna) is the source of this 2725-nucleotide messenger RNA. It is a transcript of the gene caprin1a, whose product is annotated as cell cycle associated protein 1a. Gene Ontology annotation, molecular function: RNA binding. Gene Ontology annotation, cellular component: cytoplasm. Lineage: Eukaryota; Metazoa; Chordata; Actinopteri; Cichliformes; Cichlidae. The record is from RefSeq and is a predicted model, not a curated record.